CCUGGGGCCGGGGCAGAGGAGGCUGGGACCAUUGCAGUGACAAUUUCUUUCCUGGUGUUGCUGCCACAGAGAAGGCCGACACAGAUUCGGAGGUCACCGGCCGGUGCGUGGGUUUGCAAGGGCGCUGGGGCUGUCCGGCCAGCUAGAGCAAGCCCAAGCACGGAAGGUAGCAGAGAGAACUCAGAGAAGGCACGGCCCGGACCAGCCCGCCGGCGCCUCCCAGCCUGGUGCCACCGUCACCAAGCGCCGGUGCCUUGCGGAGCAGCUACCGCCACCCCGGCUGCAGCGGCCACACGGAUGCCCGAGCCACGCGGCCCGUGCGGGGGCAGCCGCCGUCCCACGCGAGCUCCCGACACGCACGACUGCUGGUGAGUGGCCGCGCACGUGUGCCCGGUUGGCCCCCGUGGUGCGUGGAGACGACUGCUGGCUUCCUGUCGCCCUGCAGUCCCCGCCCCCAUGCGCCCCUCUCCGCCCUAGGGUUAGUUUCUUGCUAGGGAAAGCAGGGACGGUGGUUCCUGGCCUCCCGGAGGUGACCUGGCCCCGGAUAUGCGUGCUUUUCUGGUUCAGAUUUGGGAUGCAACCUUGCUGAUGAUGUCAGAAUUCUGAGAGCCCACCUCACUGGUUUUGCGUGGGGUUUCACGUCCGCUGCGCUGGAUGUCAAGGAGGGAGGGGCGAGAACUGAUGAAGUGAUCGAGAAGAAAGAGGGAGGACCUUGUCUUUGCAGACAGGACAGCAUGGAGCAGCCGUUUACAGUGAACUCACUGAAGAAGUUAGCCGCUAUGCCUGAUCAUACAGAUGUUUCUCUAAAUCCGGAAGAGCGGGUCCGUGCCCUAAGCAAGCUUGGUUGUAAUAUCUCCAUUAAUGAAGACAUCACCCCACGCCGUUACUUCAGGUCUGGAGUGGAAAUGGAAAGGAUGGCAUCCGUGUAUUUGGAAGAAGGAAACCUGGAAAAUGCCUUUGUUCUUUAUAACAAAUUCAUAACCUUGUUUGUAGAAAAGCUCCCCAGCCAUCGAGAUUACCAGCAAUGUGAAGUACCGGAGAAGCAGGAUAUCAUGAAGAAACUGAAGGAAAUUGCAUUCCCAAGGACAGAUGAGUUGAAAAAGGACCUGCUAAGGAAAUAUAACAUAGAAUACCAAGAGUAUUUGCAAAGCAAAAACAAAUAUAAAGCUGAAAUUCUCAAAAAGUUGGAACAUCAGAGACUGAUCGAGGCGGAGCGCAAGCGCAUAGCUCAGAUGCGCCAGCAGCAACUAGAAUCCGAACAGUUCCUGUUUUUCGAAGAUCAACUCAAGAAGCAGGAGUUGGCCCGGGGCCAGAUGCGAGGUCAAGACACCCCGGUGCUGUCUGAGCAGACUGACGGAAGCGGGCUGUCCUGCUUUUCCACCCACCAGAAUAACUCUCUACGGAACGUAUUUGCAGAUCAGCCUCUUAAAAGUGAUGGCAGCGAUUUUGCUGACCACUCUCCUCCAGUGAACAGGGCCUUAAAGCCAGCGGCCACUCUGAGUGCUGUUCAGAAUUUAGUGGUUGAAGGACUGAGGUGUGUUGUUUUAUCAAGAGAUCUUUGCCAUAAAUUUCUGCUGCUGGCUGAAUCUAACACAGUAAGAGGAAUAGAAACCUGUGGGAUCCUGUGUGGCAAACUGACACAUAAUGAAUUCACUAUUACCCAUGUGAUCGUGCCAAAACAGUCUGCGGGCCCAGACUAUUGCGACGUGGAGAAUGUAGAGGAAUUGUUCAGUGUCCAGGAUCAACAUGGUCUCCUCACACUUGGAUGGAUUCAUACACACCCCACGCAAACUGCGUUCCUGUCCAGUGUGGAUCUUCACACUCACUGUUCCUAUCAGCUUAUGUUGCCGGAGGCUAUUGCCAUUGUGUGUUCCCCAAAGCAUAAAGACACAGGCAUUUUCAGGCUCACCAAUGCAGGCAUGCUCGAGGUUUCCAGUUGUAAAAAGAAAGGCUUUCAUCCUCACACCAAGGACCCCAGGCUGUUCAGUAUAUGCAGCCAUGUGUUAGUAAAAGACAUAAAAACAACUGUGUUGGAUCUGAGGUGACAUAUUGCAGACACAAGACCAUCCUCACCAGAUAGCUGCCAUAGAUACGUGUGGCUGCUGAAUUUCUUAUGAUGUUUCCAGAAGUGACUGAUAUUUUAUAUUUAUAUAUUUUAGACUAAAACUUUGAUAUUUAUUGUUCUUGCACAUUUGAAGUUUCCUUUUUGGGUUGCUGUGUCUCAAAGGAGGUCACAUGCUGUUCAAUCUAUACCUAUUAAUGUACCCAAAUAAUAUCCUCAGAAAUAAAUUGUGCUGCAAAUAACAA
Molecule: messenger RNA, 2307 nt
Organism: Onychomys torridus (southern grasshopper mouse)
Lineage: Eukaryota; Metazoa; Chordata; Mammalia; Rodentia; Cricetidae
Gene: Stambpl1
Product: STAM binding protein like 1
Exons: 11
Coding region: 735-2045 (436 amino acids)
Biological process (GO): protein K63-linked deubiquitination
Cellular component (GO): membrane; endosome
Molecular function (GO): metal-dependent deubiquitinase activity; protein binding; K63-linked deubiquitinase activity
Source: RefSeq, a predicted model, not a curated record